Molecule: messenger RNA, 2878 nt
Organism: Pangasianodon hypophthalmus (striped catfish)
Lineage: Eukaryota; Metazoa; Chordata; Actinopteri; Siluriformes; Pangasiidae
Exons: 9
Coding region: 795-2063 (422 amino acids)
Source: RefSeq, a predicted model, not a curated record
ACAUCAGUAUCAUCACACGUACAUUCACAAUCACGAAGACAACACACUGCACUAAAUUAAUACACACAAUAAUAAUUUCAACACAAUACACAGGUUGAACACUUACACAUGCAUACUCAAAAGAGAAGGUUUUGCCUAUUGCUUCCAACAGAAUUCCCAUUUAACAGUUUGGCUAAACGCCUCUAGUGAGUUGUAUCGGUUAUUCUGAAGUAAACACUGCAGUAUUAUGAAAUUCAUAUGUGCAUCUCACUUCUUUCAGAGCGCCUCCUAGCUGAAUUGAAUUAUUUAGUCACAUAUCUUCAGAAAAAAAAAUGACACCAUAUCCUGGACUGGGUGUGGCCAGGUAGGUGAGUGUGUGUGCUUGUGGAGUCUGCAUGAGCGAUGCUAUUAAAGACACUGUAGAUGGAAGCAGACUGAGGUUAAUGUCAAAUUUACAUUAAAUGCAUUCACUGUCAUCUUUUCAUUUUGUGAUUUUUUUCCAAAAAAAAAAAAUGCAGACAUUAAUUCUCCGAAAAGCAAGUACUUGUGGAGUAGGAGCUCCCUGAGACCUCACCCAUUGGCCAAUCCCACGUUUCUGUGUGCUGCAAAAGUUGGCAUGCUCUGUCUUGUUUUAUCUUUUUAAAAUGCCAUGCAGUUAUCUCGUCUGACAGGUUUUUCAGUGAAAGGAAGUAUAAUUCUGCACGACAGGGUUCCUCUUGUUUUUCUGAUGCUUUAUUAUUAUUAGGACUUAGGAUAAAGGUUUAGAAGGUUGGCUUACCCAGGGGCUCUACAUUCCCCAUUUAAACCUCAGAAAAAUGCAAGGUUUCUGGAUCCUGCUCUUGGCUGUUCAAAUUACGUACUCCUGUGCUACUACGGUAUAUCAUGAAGAACGGAUGUAUAGCGAACAGCUGAGUAUCAGGCUGUCCAUGGGAGCUGAGAAAUUGCAGUUUACCUCUGUGGAUGAAACAGACCACCAUGUCCUUUGGUCUAGAUUUUCCAUAACUAAAAGGGGAACAGUAACAGGAAGAGAUGGUAACAGGAAAUUUGUUAUUCGUUCUCUCACAUUUGAUGAUCAAGGCAUCUACACCGUGCUGAACUUAUGGAACAGAAAGAUGUCCAUUCAUUUAUUGAAGGUUACCACUAAAAGGAGUUCCCAGAAUUGUGUGGCUGGUGAAACAUUUAGAAUUCCACUCGGUGGCCUUGCGAAGAAUGAUGCCACACUACAUUUUUCAAACGAAGAUUUCAACCUCACUCUGGUGGAGCGUGGCUCACCUGUGGGCAACUUACAUCCUGAGUACAUGGGACGGAUCCAGGUGACUAGCAACAGCAUUGAGGUGCUCAAUGUCAAUGUGUCAGAUGUGGGCAACUACACACUCAGAGAUCGUCUGAAUCGCAAAGUCAAGAUCAUCUCUAUGAGAUUGGUUGAUCAUCAUCAAGGGAUUACUGCAGGUCCUCUGACAGCUCUGCUGCUGUUGCUCGGGAUACCACCCUGUGUUUGCUGCUGCUGUAGAAAGAAGAUUUGUAAAAAGAACAGCCAACCCACCACCAACAUACCCACUGUGAAGUUCGACAACCAAGUUAAUCCACCUGGACCUCCACCAGCCUACAUCAAUCCGGCAGCUCCUGCAGGCCCCCCACCAGUCUAUACUCCUGGCUACCCUGCUGUAGGUGAGAGUACUGUUCAUCCUCCGCCUAAUCCUACAUUUCCUCCUCAACCACCCUACAGCGGACAUCCUGCCACAUCACCUGCUAUGCCCCCUAACCCGGAAUUUAACCCUGAAUACAGCAACCAGAAUCCCCUUUAUCCUCCUGCAUCCAGCUUUCCUCCGGCUCAGCCUCCUCAGUGGAGUGGUGCUCCCAGCAAUCAACCUGCUCCAGCUGGUUUUGCUCCAGUGAUGUACAAUGCUCCUGCUGGCCCUGAGCCAGUCAAAAGGGAAAUAACUCCCAUGACUCCACUACUCACACCUCCAGAGCCUGAGGUGGCACAGAAUCCUGCCCCGUACUCUGAUACUGAUGACUCCUCAGACACCGCCGCCCAAUUCAAAAUCAACAAGGAAAAUGACUCAAGCUCCAACAUCCUGUAGUUUUUCCUCCCUCUUGACUAUUAUUUUAAACACAAAAAAGAUGCAUCGUUCACAAGAGUUAAAUGGCGCUGAUGCAUAUGUCUGUACUAUGAAAGGAGGUCAUUUGCUUUUUAUUCAAAUAAGUAAUCAUUUCUGGAUACAUAGGAUGUGUUCAUGGUUUAAUGAACUGGUUAUAACUUACAGUGAAAUAGUAUUGGGUGAUUCAGGUAAAAUGAGACUUAAAUUCAAUCUUAAAAUACAAUAAUUGGAAUGAGGAAAAAUGAAGGGCUAUAACAGAUUAAUGAACAGAUACAUGAAACACCUCACAGUAUGGUUGAAUUAUGCAUUGAUGUAUUUUAUGUGCAUUAAAUGGUGUUUUCUAAAGCAUUUCCUAAGCAGUGGAAUAAGGUGCACUGGGAAAUAUGGAACUUUACUCAGGCCUAAUACUUAGUAUGCAGGUGUUUUUUACUUUGUGUACUAUAUUCAUAUAAUUUUAGAGAGUGAUGUGAAUUUAUUAUUAUUUAAAAAAAAACUUUAUGUUGCUAAUGUAAGAAUAAAGAAAUAAAUUAUGAAACGUUACUUACCUUUUAGUUGUGUUUUUUUAACCUUGAUUUUUACAUAAUCUGUUCAAAUUCAGCUUUAGAAAAGAUUGGUUAUAAAUUUGGGAUAUUGAAGAAUUUUUUAACCCUGAUGAUGUGACUGUGUGAAGAAAUAAAUUAUACAAUGUUACUUAGGCCAUCAACUGAAUAUGUAGUCAGUUGUACUUAGAAAUACAGGUUGCAUAAAAUAAUAGCAAAUGUAUAACACAUUGUAUUAAAAACAAAGUUCUAUUAAAA